AAGAUGACUUUCUACGAUGGCAUUUACCCAUUCUACCCUCUACAAAGGACCUGCUUCAUCUUUAGUGGCCGCUUGCUCACCAUUAUUCUGGUCUUUCUUGUGCUAGCACUCAGUCUUCUUCUCAUUCUGCCAGGGAUACGAGGGAAGUCGAGACUGUUCUGGAUGUGUCGAAUAAUUAUCAGCUUGUUCAUAGGAGUGGUAAUAGUGGCGCUCAACUUUACCAACGACUGGGCCGGGGCCAGAAUGACCACUAAUGCCACCUACAAGUCUUUCAGCAACGUGGUGGUUAACGCUGACAUCGGCUUGCAUGUUGGACUGUACGGCAUUAAUGUGACACUGAAAGGGAAUCCUGUUGUACAGUUCAAUGAGACCAUUAACUACAAUGAGAUGUUCAGCUGGCAUGACACUAUGGAAGAAGAGUAUAAGGAUGCUCUGGAGAAAGGUUUACCCAACCCCAUCCUGUACAUCGCUGAGAAAUUCACCCUGAGCAGCCCAUGUGGACUCAUCUUUCAGUACAGAUACUCUGGACGAUAUGCCUCUGCAACACUCUGGACGGCAUUUUGCUGCUGGAUGCUCGCCAAUAUCCUCUUCUCCAUGCCGGUCAUUCUGUACGCCGGCUACAUGAUGAUGGCCACCGCUGCCUUCAUCUUCUUCUCCAUGGCCUCCUUCUCCACCAUCAUGAACGCGCCGCAGUGUGUUUUCGCCAUAGGAACGGACUCCUUUGAAAUCGAGUACAGCCAUUCAUUCUGGCUGGCUCUGGCUACAGGUGUGCUGUGUGCCAUCAUCGGGAUUCUGGUGGUGACGUUGAACCUUCUUAUACCAGACAAAAUGAAAGAGGCUUUCAGUGUUGGCGUCGACAGUUAUGAAGAUGAGGAUGUUGCUUAUGGGGAGGGCUACCUGAAUGCAGUUUUUCUAGAUGGAGUGACAAUUUCCCCACUGACAUCAAAAGUCAUAGCGGAGCACGUAUGAAGCCGUCCUGGUUUCCCUCAGAGAAUCCAGCUAAUACUUGAAGAUAUUUUUGCUGAAUGUGUUGCAGGAGUGUCUAACUUCA
This is a messenger RNA of Cyclopterus lumpus (lumpfish), 1051 nucleotides long. It is a transcript of the gene duoxa, whose product is annotated as dual oxidase 2. Gene Ontology annotation, biological process: protein transport. Gene Ontology annotation, cellular component: endoplasmic reticulum membrane. Lineage: Eukaryota; Metazoa; Chordata; Actinopteri; Perciformes; Cyclopteridae. The record is from RefSeq and is a predicted model, not a curated record. The transcript has 7 exons. Bases 4 to 969 code for a protein of 321 amino acids.